Molecule: messenger RNA, 1474 nt
Organism: Scomber japonicus (chub mackerel)
Lineage: Eukaryota; Metazoa; Chordata; Actinopteri; Scombriformes; Scombridae
Exons: 3
Coding region: 1-1302 (433 amino acids)
Source: RefSeq, a predicted model, not a curated record
AUGAUGAAGAGGACCCAGGGUUCAGGAUCCAGGGUUCGGGGUUCAGGGUUCAGGGUUCGGGGUUCAGGGUUCAGGGUUCUGGGUUCUGGGAGGGUCUGGGUGUACCCAAAGGAUCCAGGAUCCAGGGUUCAGGGUUCUGAGGGGGUCAGGGUGUACCCAGAGGAGCUCCAGAGUUCAGGGUUCUGGGAGGGUCAGGGUGUACCCAGAGGAGCUCCAGGGUUCUGUGUUCUGGGUCAGGGUGUACCCAGAGGAGCUCCAGGGUUCUGGGUUCUGGGUCAGGGUGUACCCAGAGGAGCUCCAGGGUUCAGGGUUCUGGGAGGGUCAGGGUGUACCCAGAGGAGCUCCAGGGUUCUGGGUUCUGGGUCAGGGUGUACCCAGAGGAGCUCCAGGGUUCAGGGUUCUGGGGGGGUCAGGGUGUACCCAGAGGAGCUCCAGGGUUCUGGGUUCAGGGUUCUGGGGGGGUCAGGGUGUACCCAGAGGAGCUCCAGGGUUCUGUGUUCUGGGGGGGUCUGGGUGUACCCAGAGGAGCUCCAGGCUCCAGGGUUCUGGGUUCUGGGGGGGUCAGGGUGUACCCAGAGGAGCUCCAGGGUUCUGUGUUCUGGGUCAGGGUGUACCCAGAGGAGCUCCAGGGUUCUGGGUUCUGGGUCAGGGUGUACCCAGAGGAGCUCCAGGGUUCAGGGUUCUGGGAGGGUCAGGGUGUACCCAGAGGAGCUCCAGGGUUCUGGGUUCUGGGUCAGGGUGUACCCAGAGGAGCUCCAGGGUUCAGGGUUCUGGGGGGGUCAGGGUGUACCCAGAGGAGCUCCAGGGUUCUGGGUUCAGGGUUCUGGGGGGGUCAGGGUGUACCCAGAGGAGCUCCAGGGUUCUGUGUUCUGGGGGGGUCUGGGUGUACCCAGAGGAGCUCCAGGGUUAGGGUUAGGGUUAGGGUUAGGGUGUACCCAGAGGAGCUCCAGGGUUCUGGGUUCUGGGGGGGUCAGGGUGUACCCAGAGGAGCUCCAGGGUUCUGGGUUCUGGGGGGGUCAGGGUGUACCCAGAGGAGCUCCAGGGUUCUGGGUUCUGGGGGGGUCAGGGUGUACCCAGAGGAGCUCCAGGGUUCUGGGUUCUGGGGGGGUCAGGUUGUUCCUGCUCGCUGUCAGUAAUGUGAUCCGGUCUGUUGCUGGUCCCCCAUUCUUUAACUUUUAUGAUAAACCCAAACGUGGGUUCGGGUCAGUACCAGGCUCGUUUAUAGUCCAGACCCUGGACCCUGGACCCUGGACCUGGACCUGGACCUCUUCAAAGGUUUACGUUGAAGUGCCGACGGAGUGAUUUUAGUCGGGAACUCAUAUUUUAGUGUUCUUUACGUUGAACCGACAUCGGAUCAAACUAGACCUGAUCUGAACCGGUCCUGAAGAGGUCUGCUACCGGUCUGAAGUAGACCAAUGAGGUGGAGCCCCCUCACAGCGUCCCUGGUUUGAAUCCGGUCAGGGACCAAUGCCCC